GAGAAAGUCAGAAAAACGAUCAUUUUCUGGGAAAACCAACGAACAGAGUUUACAUAAACAGAGAGACGCACAAAAAAACGUUUGCUUCAAUCUCUGAAAGACUCUCUAAUGGCAGCCACCACGAGACGGUUGCUUUACUGUAUAUCUAAAAGAAUUACAACCGCCGGAGCACGGCGGAGCUAUGGCGGUCUGCCACAAUCGAAUUCUAAAUCUCCUCCGUCUUCUCAACGAUUGAUGGAAUUAGAAUCUGAAUUCAGUGCCCACAACUACCAUCCUGUGCCGGUUGUGUUUUCUCGCGCAAAUGGCUCAACUAUAUGGGACCCUGAAGGAAAGAGAUACAUUGAUUUUCUUGCAGCUUACUCCGCAGUUAAUCAGGGACAUUGUCAUCCUAAGAUCGUGAAGGCAUUGCAGGAACAAGUGGAGAAACUCACUUUAAGUUCACGAGCGUUUUAUAAUGAUAAAUUCCCGGUAUUUGCGGAGCGUCUCACAAAUAUGUUUGGUUAUGAUAUGGUGCUUCCUAUGAACACGGGUGCUGAAGGUGUCGAAACAGCUUUGAAACUAGCAAGAAAAUGGGGUCAUGAAAAGAAAAAUAUUCCCAAAGAUGAGGUUAUAAUUGUCUCUUGUUGUGGCUGCUUCCAUGGUCGUACAUUAGCAAUUAUUUCAAUGAGUUGUGACAAUGAUGCUACGCGUGGAUUCGGGCCAUUGUUGCCUGGGAAUCUUAAAGUUGAUUUUGGUGAUGCUGAUUCACUUGAGAAAAUCUUUAAAGAAAAAGGAGAUAAAAUAGCGGGAUUUCUUUUCGAGCCUAUUCAAGGCGAAGCUGGAGUUAUCAUUCCUCCCGAUGGUUAUUUGAAAGCUGUUAGAGAACUCUGCACAAAACACAAUGUUUUGAUGAUAGCAGAUGAAGUACAAAGCGGUCUAGCGAGAUCUGGAAAGAUGUUAGCUUGUGAUUGGGAAGAAAUUCGUCCCGACAUGGUGAUACUUGGGAAAGCAUUAGGAGGAGGAGUAAUUCCAGUAAGUGCAGUGCUUGCUAAUAAAGAUGUGAUGCUUCAUAUUAAACCCGGCCAACACGGAAGCACAUUUGGUGGGAACCCUUUAGCUAGUGCUGUAGCUAUGGCUUCUUUAGACGUUAUCGAGGAAGAGAAACUUGUGGAAAGGUCAGCAAGUCUUGGAAAUGAACUGAGGAUUCAAUUGAAUGAGAUCAAGAAACAGUUUCCGGACUACAUAAAGGAAGUACGGGGAAGAGGAUUGUUUAAUGCGAUUGAGUUCAAUAGCGAAAGCUUGUCCCCUGUUUCAGCUUACGAUAUUUGCUUGAGCUUGAAGGAGAGAGGAGUCUUGGCUAAACCGACUCACAACACUAUUGUCCGGUUAACUCCACCACUCUCCAUAAGCUCUGAUGAACUCCGAGAAGGCUCUAAGGCUCUACACGAUGUUCUCGAGCUCGAUCUUCCAAAUCUACGGAAAAUCAAUUCCGGUAAGACCCCGGUUUCUCAUAUAACCGAGUGUGAUCGCUGUGGAAGAAACCUCUAUGCUUGAACCGGUUUGAAACUUGACUAGGUUCUGGUUUAAUUAGAUUCUUUGUAUUGUUAAGACAAUGUAUUAUGUGUAUCUUGUGAUUUCACAAGAGACAUCACCGGUUUGGUAUAGAAAAUAUAUAAUACGUAUAAGGCCGAACCGGAUUGUACCGAGCUUGGUAGAAAUAACUCUGGUUUAUUUAUGGUUUGGCAUUAUUAAAUAAACCCGAUUUGUCGGU
Messenger RNA from Arabidopsis arenosa, 1750 nucleotides. NCBI's taxonomy places the organism in Eukaryota, Viridiplantae, Streptophyta, Magnoliopsida, Brassicales, Brassicaceae. The record is from the annotation of a GenBank genome assembly.